Trichophyton verrucosum HKI 0517 is the source of this 813-nucleotide messenger RNA. RefSeq lists its product as uncharacterized. Gene Ontology annotation, biological process: mycotoxin biosynthetic process. NCBI's taxonomy places the organism in Eukaryota, Fungi, Ascomycota, Eurotiomycetes, Onygenales, Arthrodermataceae. The transcript has 4 exons. The record is from RefSeq and is a predicted model, not a curated record. Bases 1 to 813 code for a protein of 270 amino acids.
AUGGAGCAAAAGGAGGCAAGAGAGCAUGCGGUCGAGCCGCUGCUUAGGGGCGAUGAGGCCCUGAAUUGCGCUUCGGAAGAAGAGUUCAAGGACGAUCGUAUAUUCGCUGGUUAUUUUUGCCGUUAUCCUCCCCAGGCUCCAGAGACAUGUCUUGCAGGAAGGAAAAGAAGGAAAUCGACCACAUCUUCCAUGUCAGUCCAUUUACCUAUCGAUCAACUCAAUCGGUCCUUUACUGACUUGUCGAAAGUACCGGAUAGACAAGGCCUGAAAUGGGAGUACCGUCGGUUCCCAACAAACAUCGUGAACAACCCCUUUGCCGGGCCUCCUCGUGAGGAGAUGGAGCAAGCAUGGCACAAGUUUCUGCGAAACGACAACAUCCGUGUUCCUAUCGGCUAUCUGAAGGAGAAGAACUUGACUUCAGUAUAUACCAAAGAUCACUCAGAGGGUAUCGCAUCACUGAGUGUAUAUCACUCUCUGCACUGCUUGAAAAAAGUCAAGCGCAUGAUGUUUAAAGAGCAUUAUUAUGCCAACAAGGACGAAGAGUCUAUGGCCCGCGAAAUAAAGCACGCCGACCACUGUGUGGAAUAUAUUCGGGAGUCCCUAAUGUGUCAGCCGGACCUAUCCCUCGUCACCUUCCGCUGGAUCAACAACACAGCCCAGCACGAGGACCCGACGGAGUUUUACCCGACAAAUUUUGAUAAAGAUAUGCACUAUUGCGCAAACUGGGAACAUCUUGACGGGUGGGCUGGAGAGCGAAUGUUUGAUCUGUUUAGAGUGGACUUGUUGGAUAGGCCGGAGAACAGUUCGGGUUGA